AUGGGCGAUGGUGCGGAGGGAUCUGAUAUUGUGGCCCACAAUGAUAUUUUGUCUUCGCCUUCGAAGCGAGUUGCGUGCGGCCUGGUGAGAAGUAAUGGAUCUGCUCAACAGACGCCUAUUAAGGAUUUGCAAAGGAAGAAAAGGGAAGUAAGCAGGAAGGCAUUGUUGGAAAAGAUUCAGAAAGCAGCGAAGAGAGAAGAGGAAGGCGAAAAGGGCAAGGAAGAUCAUAUCGAAUUGAGAAAUGAAAAGCGAAGACGACUUGUAUCGCCAUGCAAGAGAAAGGAGACAGUGUUAUCAGAUCAGUUGGAGGAUUCGCCUUUAGUUUACCAGGGUGAUUUGGUAACUGAAGCAAAACCGGAGGCUCUAGAGCCUGCUAGAUCGCCAGAUUUUCCAAGGCUUCCAUCGGAACCAGAUCUCGAGGUGGAUGUGGAACUGACUGAUCCAUUGUCCACCCCAUCAAAAAAAGCUGCUAUAAGCAAGACUUUUGAUCAUGAUUUUACAUCACCGCUGAAGAAAGUGAUCUUGGACAAUUUGCAGGAGUACAAGGACACAGCAUCCUCGCAAUCGUUAAAAUUAAGCCGAAAUUUUACUCCAACACCGCUUCCGACGAACCAGGAACGGUUCAGACAGCAUUCAGAAAAAUCAGUCUCGUCAUUUUUCGAUACGUACGAAGGCUAUUUCGAUCAGAGAAAGGCCGUUAGAGGUUCCAAGAAAUCCAAGAAUACGAUGAGCAUGGCGACUGAAUUGACGAGAGAAGAGUUUGCAUUAAUAUCGAAUGUCUUUCACAGUUAUCUUCACAGAAAGGCGCGUUCCGAACUAUUUGAAAUACAGAAAAAGAUGUUCCCGCAAUUCUGGCUAGAAUUGCUGCAGGGAUUUUCGUUGCUCUUCUAUGGGAUGGGAUCGAAACGUGAAUUUAUCGAAAAGUUUGCCUUCGAGUAUUUAGUGCCGCGGCUGGCAUACUCGCAGAUGGAAAAGCAUCGUGAGGCGAACCCAGAGACGUCACUCGAUGUUAAUGAUUACAACAUACCUUGCAUCGUCAUUAAUGGCUACAACCCAACUUGUAAUUACAGAGAUGUGUUUAAGGACAUCUCAGCUGCAAUACUGCCUGAGGAACUGAGCAGAAAUGAGACCAAGUACUGGGGAAACCAUGUACUAUUGCAUAUCCAGAAAAUGAUCGAAAUUUACAAGAAUGAACCGCCCGACAUCAAAGUGGUCAUCAUUGUGCAUAAUCUCGACGGCCCCAGUUUGAGAAAGGACUCCUUUCAAACCAUGCUGUGCUACCUAGCGCUGAUCAGACAAGUUGCGAUCGUCGGCUCGACUGAUCACAUCUAUGCUCCGAUCCUCUGGGAUAAUUUCAAAGCGCAGAACUAUAACUUUGUAUUCCACGAUAUUACCAAUUACGAGCCCUUCACCGUGGAAUCGUCUUUCCGAGACGUUAUGAGGAUGGGUAAAAACGACUCUGCCAGCGGUGCAGAAGGUGCCAGGUAUGUCCUGGAGUCCCUCACCAUCAACUCCAAGAAAAUGUACAAGCUACUGGUUGAGACGCAGAUCAACAACAUGGAAAAAUCUUCAAACACCAAAGGAAAAGUGGCUCCGACGAAACGCGGUAUUCCUACUGUGGGAAUCGAAUUCAAGCAAUUUCUGCAUCUAUGCGCAGCUGAAUUUAUAGCCUCCAAUGAGCUUUCUCUCAGAAGCAUGCUUACAGAGUUCGUCGAGCACAAAAUGGCCAGCAUAUCGAAAAACCCAGCGGGAACCGAGCACGUAUGGGUGCCAUAUAAUUACUCUGAGAUGACUAAACUGCUGGCUGGAGCGCUUAAAGAAAUAUAG
Messenger RNA from Torulaspora globosa, 1827 nucleotides. RefSeq names its product origin recognition complex subunit 2 (gene ORC2). Lineage: Eukaryota; Fungi; Ascomycota; Saccharomycetes; Saccharomycetales; Saccharomycetaceae. Gene Ontology annotation, molecular function: DNA replication origin binding. Gene Ontology annotation, cellular component: nucleus; nuclear origin of replication recognition complex. Bases 1 to 1827 code for a protein of 608 amino acids. Gene Ontology annotation, biological process: DNA replication. The transcript has a single exon. The record is from RefSeq and is a predicted model, not a curated record.